Molecule: messenger RNA, 1597 nt
Organism: Protomyces lactucae-debilis
Lineage: Eukaryota; Fungi; Ascomycota; Taphrinomycetes; Taphrinales; Protomycetaceae
Product: major facilitator superfamily domain-containing protein
Exons: 1
Coding region: 184-1497 (437 amino acids)
Biological process (GO): transmembrane transport
Cellular component (GO): fungal-type vacuole membrane
Molecular function (GO): transmembrane transporter activity
Source: RefSeq, a predicted model, not a curated record
GAGUCUUCACUGAGUCUUCACUGAGCCUUCCACUUCUCUUGUCUUUCGCGCUUCGGCUUCUUCCGAACUUUUUUAUUUCGCACAACGCCGCAUCAGCUCACCAGCGACAUGAACCCUUGCUGCUCUUCCAGUCACUGUUCUACUCAUUGCUAGCAUCUCUAGCAUCAUCAUUACAUCGGCAGUAUGUCUGGCCCUGAGGAGGAUAUCCGGGCCUCUGACAAGGAAGCUGCGACACAGACAGUUGCUGCCUAUCCAGAAAAUUCAACCUAUCCCGAAGGCGGUUAUGGUUGGAUUUGUGUAUUAGGAUCUGCACUCAUCUUCUUCAAUGGCUGGGGCUUCAGUAAUGCAUUUGGCGUCUUUCAAACCUACUACGAAAUACAAUUCCCUGACUCUUCAGCGUCUGUCAUUGCAUUGAUUGGAUCUCUGCAAGCAUGUCUGAUUGAAGGCACAGGGAUGCUCGUUGGCGUCUUUGUGGACCGGUAUGGUAUGCGGCCUGUCAUGUUGGUAGGCGCUAUACUCCAAGUCGGUGCACUCCUUGCCGCCUCCUUCAGCACAAAAAUCUGGCACCUCUAUCUCUCCCAAGGUGUCAUGUACGGUCUUGGUGCAGGAGCCUUGUAUAUCGUUGCAGUCAGCGUACCUGGACAAUGGUUCCACAAGCGGAAAGCAACAGCAUACGGCAUCUUGUAUACCUCGUCUGGUCUUGGCGGCGUCCUGUGGCCGAUUAUUCUUACGCAACUGUUUGGUAAAGUUGGUUUUGGCUGGACGAUGCGCAUCACCAUGUUCAUCACACUCGUUCAAGUAGUCAUUGGCUGCCUAUUGCUACGUGAGCGGCCGCUCUCACAACCUUCUGCAGAUGCAGACGAAAAGUCUGGUCGUGCGCAAGAACCUCGCGUGGAAGUGCAAGACGUCAACAUCUACAAAAGCAAAACCCUCUGGUACUGUGCAGCAGGUUACUUCAUCCUCAGCAUUGGUAUGCUCUCUCCCAUGUUUUAUAUCGGGACGUUUGCAAAAGUUAAUGGCAUGUCGGAUCAUCUUUCAUUUUACCUCCUCUCCAUGCUCAAUACAGCGAGUAUCCCUGGUCGAACGAUUUGCGGAUGGCUCGCAGACCGUUAUGGUCGUAUGAACGCCCUCUGCGUCUCCAUCUUUGCUGCAGCGCUCGUUCAACUCAUCAUGUGGAGCACUAUCCGGACCAAUGCAGAAAUCAUCUUGUUUAGUUGUUUCUAUGGCUUCUCUUUUGGUGGCCUCAUCAGUCUUAUGCCGGCUGUCACAGCCCAAGUCUGCGGCCAACAGAAACUCGCCUCCAAGUUUGGUGUUGUGAGUGCUUUAGGCGGGGCAGGGACAUUGGUCGGUGCACCCAUUGCUGCACUCUUCAUUGGAGACUCGCCAGAGAGUUACUUGGGUUGUAUUUUGUUCAGUGGGUUUUGCAUGUUAUUGGCGACUGCGUGGUAUACAGGCCUGCGAUUCUAUACCGACAGACGGAUCUUUGUCGUUCUCUAAUUCAAUAUAAUAUGACACCAAGCGUAGCAUCUCUAGCAUUCAUCUGUAUCUCUUCCUCAUCCUCUGAUCUCUGGUUGCUGCUGAGUCUUGUCCCUGAAUC